Messenger RNA from Blumeria graminis f. sp. triticale, 600 nucleotides. NCBI's taxonomy places the organism in Eukaryota, Fungi, Ascomycota, Leotiomycetes, Helotiales, Erysiphaceae. The record is from the annotation of a GenBank genome assembly.
AUGCAGCUAUACAUCUUCUUUUUAUUCUUUGGUCUCUGCUUUGCCAGCUUGAAAUGGGAUGAUAUGAACCCAUUCAAUAGACAGCAACGCUCUGCGAAAGCCAGCUCUUCUCUGAAGGCGCCAGAACUACGGAAUCUUCCCCUGUACACUGACGACUUUGGAAAGUACAAAUUUCCGAAGAACGGCAUCAAAUGCGGAAAAUUGCACAUUAAUGAAAUGAAUGCCAAUAUUGCCCGUUUCGCAGGGUGUGAGGAGGCAUUUAAAAAGAGAAGGGUUAAGUUAGGGGAUGCAAUACAGCUGGGAAGCUUCUUUCAUCCCUAUCGUAUCACCGAUAUACUCAAGCGACGUCACUAUAUGUAUCCAAUAGGUUCGGUCAUGUAUGACGAGAAAAAAAACAUUCAGCCAACUCCAUAUAUCCUGAUCAAUUAUCGCUGUGAGAAGUACGCAAUUUACCUUCGCACAGGCGCUAACAUGCGCCUCUUUACCACUAACCGAAAGCCAACAUCAGCCCGAAGCGCAGGCGAAGAUGCACAAGCAUGUUUGAACUCUUCUUGUAAUAAUGAGAGGAUCACGCAAGAUAUGGGGGAUUAUGCAGUUUAA